This is a messenger RNA of Trematomus bernacchii (emerald rockcod), 4205 nucleotides long. RefSeq names its product proline, glutamate and leucine rich protein 1 (gene pelp1). Gene Ontology annotation, cellular component: nucleus. Gene Ontology annotation, biological process: rRNA processing. The record is from RefSeq and is a predicted model, not a curated record. Lineage: Eukaryota; Metazoa; Chordata; Actinopteri; Perciformes; Nototheniidae.
CUCAGUCGCACAGUUGUGACGUCCGUUUAUCAGAGGCAAGAUGGCUACAUCGGCUUGGAUGCGUGGCCCCUCUGCUCUGCGACUAACGGAGGGUUUGGUAUCGGUUCUGAAGGAACAGCGUCCAGAAUAUUUACCCGCUUUGUUGGCAAACUACAGAGAGCAUGGCGUGUUUCAGACCCAGGGCGCGAGCGCUGUUGGUGGUCUCGUGGGUUUCAGCAAUGCCAAACUGGGCUCGAGCAAAACCAGGUUUGAAGGGCUGUGCCUGCUCUCCAUGCUGGUCAAAGACAGCUCCAGUGAUCUGUUCCAGCAGCACUGUGUCUCCUGGCUGCGCUCCCUGCAGCAGGUCAUCCAGUCUCAGGCUCCGGUUCAGACCAUCCAGCUGGCGGUGAACAUUCUGAAGGACCUCCUGCAAUACUCCUCUCAGCUGCCAGAGGUGGCCAGGGAGGUCGGCCUCAACUCCAUCCUGGGCAUCCUCACAUCUCUGCUGGGCCUUAAGACGGAGUGUGAGCUGGCAGCCAUGGAGGGGAUGACGGCCUGUAUGACCUACUACACCAGAGCCUGUGGAUCCCUCAGGGACAAACUGGGAGCAUAUUUCCUCUCUAAAAUGGACAGCACAAACAAGAAGACACAAGAGAUGGCCUGUCAAUGUUAUGGCCGCCUGCCCUCUCUGGGGGGCCUGUUGGACCGAGGGGUGAGUGCUGGUAGAGCUGAGGGCUGGACCAAUCAGAUUCAUUGCCUCCUGGCUUCAGCCAAUGGCCUGCUGGCUCAGAUCUUCCACGGAUCAGAAACAGAUGGAACAGUUCAAUAUGAAGGACCGGGGGUGGAGCUGGCCUUUCCUCACCUCGACCAAUCAGAUCCUGUGCUGCUGCUGCAGCUCCAGCACAGAUUCACAGCUGUCUGCCUGGCACUUAAACACACACUCGGGGUGGAUCCAUCCUCUGCUGUCCGUCUGCCUGUCAGACCCAUACUCAACCUGGUGUGCCGAGCACUUGCUGUCAGCUCCAAAAGCAUAAAUUUAACAGGAGAUGGUAGUGUGAGGUUGCUGGUCUUACCCAUCAUACACACCAACACACUGGAGGUCUUAUCAGCUCUUAUCACAGCUGUGCGCUGUGGCAUGGUUCAGUACGCUGCUGUCCUUCAGAGGCUGUUCUCUCAGACCCUCUCUGCCUGGACGCCUCUACCUGAAGCCAGCCUGGGCCAGCAGAGAGCCUACAGCUCAGUGAGGGUCUCGGUGUACAGGACCCUGGAGCUGUGGGUCCAGGUGGCCGGAGCCUCUGCUAGCAUCCUGCAGGGGAGCCCCGGACACUCAGAGCUGCUGUUCAGUCACCUGCUGGGUGACAUCACACCGGGGGCCGAUUCCAUCAAGCUCCGAGCAGGUCUGUCCUCUGAUGCGGUUCCUGGAGGGAAGCCGGGCCCCCGGAGGACCAAAACACUAGUGAUGUCAGACUCAGUGGGGCCGUCACUGCAGAGGAAAGGAGACGUUCUAGCCAAUCAGGACACCUGCCUGUCAGCGCUCAGGGCACUGAGGCACAUCAUACUGACCAGCGGUACACUCCUGAAAGACGAUAUACACAAGCGCCUCCAUGACGUGGUGCUGCCGCUCUGUGUGCGCCUGCAGCAGCAGCAGUCCAGCAGCAGCACGUCGUGUGAGUCCGCCGGCAGCGUCAGCGGCCAGUACAGCAGCGCCCCCAGCAGGAAGGAGCUGCACAGGUUACUGUUGGCUCUGGUCCUGGUCCCUUCUCCCUGCUGGCCUCCACCUCUGACCUGUGCUGUGUCCAUCCUCAGCAAGGGACGCAAUGACCGCAACCUCAAGGUCUCUACAUUCUGCAUCGAGGCUCUGACCAUCUGUAACUCCCUCCUCCACCCCCGCAUUCCCUCCAUCUCCCUCCCCUUACCACCCCUCACCCUGAAACCCACCACCAACGCCCCAGUCCUCCCCAACUCUCAGGCCACCGGACUCACCUUGCCGACGCUCCUCGGAGGCCCCGCCCCCGGCACCCCCUUCUCCACCCGCCACUCCCUCGGCCUGGGCUCCGCCUCCCUGCUGGGUUCCCUGGAGAACCACCUCUCCCUGGUCCCGGGGCUGCCGGGCCAGACGGACAUGAUCCUGUCCCCCCACGCCCACCACCAGCAGGACGCCGCCGGGCUGGGCCUCCCCGAGGGCCAGCGGCCGGUGUUCGUGCGCUACGACCGGGAGGAGGCGGAGGACGUGGAGAUCUCCCUGGCCAGCGACUCUGACGACAGCGUGGUCAUCGUGCCCCCGGGCAUGCUGCACCUGGAGACCCAGCAGGACGAGGCGGCCGCCGCCGCCAACUCUCUGAACAUGGUCAACGCUCCAGGGGGGGCCACGCUCCCUCUCCCAGAGUCCCUCUCCAUGGUCCCCACCACAGCAGCCACCACCAUAGACCGGGUCUCCCUCCCCAACGACCUGGCCACUUCCUCCCCUCUCCUCACCACCUCCACCACCCCCAUCAACUCCUUCCCUCCCUCCAACUCCUCCGUGGUCUCCCUGGUUCCGCCUUUGAACUCCAGCUCUCUCUCGGCUGCACCUCUCGGGGACUCGUUGCCGGGCCGACCGCAGCUUCAGCAGAUGCUGAUGCAGCCCCCCGCCGCGGGGCAGCCGCUCCAGAUGCACCAGCUGCAGAACCAGCUGAGCCAGUCGGGGCGACACCUCCACCAGCACCAAGCCCCCCCGGCCAGCAACGAAGACUCCGCCGUCAUCAACAUCAACAGCACCGAUGAGGAGGACGAAGAGGAGGAGGACAUGGAGGACGACGAGGAGCUGGACGAGGAGGAGGAGGGCCUGGACGAGGAGGACGAAGAUGAGGAGGCGAGCGAUUUUGUAGAGGAGGAGUUCUACGACGGAGAAGAGUACGAUGAUUACGACGAGGAAGAGGGGGAGGAGCUGGAGGAAGACGAGGAGGAGGAUGGGGAAAUACCUCCACUGGAAGGAGCAGAGGGCAAGGCGGGAGAGGCGGGGAUAGAGGGGGGGAAGGUGCUCAGAGCGGUGGUGGAUGAAGGAGGGAUGGCGGGAUUCAGCGUGGAGGCGGAGGCAGAAGGAGGCAUCGAGGAGAUCCAGACCAACAGGGCCAUGUUCGGAGAGGACCGGGUGAAGGUGCAGAAGGUGGAGAGCAUCGGAGUGCUGGAGGAGGCGCGGGAAGGGGAGGAGGACGAGAACGAGAGGAUGGACGACCCCACCAUGCCUCAGAUCCUGUGUGUGACCGGGGGGGCUCUGGAGGACAGGGAGGAGGCUGAGGAGGAGGAGGGAGGGGCAGCGAGAGGAGGAGAGGGAGGGGAGCAGGAGGAGGCCAGGACGUGGGAGCAAGGAGCCAAUGAGAUCGAGCUAAAGGCGGCCUCAGAAGAAUGCACAGCCAAUCAGAAUCAGGAGUCAGCAGAUGAGCCUGCACAGGAAGCCAGUGUGAGUGACAGCCUGCCGUCCAAUCAGCAGGAGGCGCAGCCUGAAGGGGAGAGAGACCCCGCAGCAGCAGAACCUGCCACCUCCACCGGCCCCAACACAAAGCAGGAGGAGGCGGAGGCGGAGCAGGCGGAGCAGGCGGAAGCUGGGGGGGGGGAGAGUGACGGAGAGGAGGGCAAGGGGGUGAAGAGGAAGAGGGAGGAGACGCACAGGGAGGAGGAGCCAGGCUGUGAGAAGAAGAAGAUGGACGAUGACUCCAUGGCCUCCAUGUUGGCCGAUUUCGUCGCCUGUCCGCCUGACGACGAAGACGGAGCCUCCGGAUCCAACCGCUCUUAGAUAUUUGCCAACCUGAACUGCUGGGAUUGAAGUAACCAUGGAUACCUGCUGGGAUGUUCAAUCAUCAGUGACAUUUCAAAGGUUUAGUGCCUCUGAAGAAUGACUUAAAGCUGUCAUGAUUACAGUCUUCACUUCAACAGUUUUUUUCUUUCUUUUAACAAUAUUGCCAACUUAAACAAACCCUGGAAUUUGUACUCUUACAUCAUCCGUCUGAGAAUCUGUAGAACUAGUUUUACAAGAAUGAAGCAUUACAGUGUCAACAGUCCGGAGUUCAGCUGCAGAUUGUUCAGAACAGCCCUGUGUUUGUAUACAGUAUAUAGUAUCCUGCAGCUAGUGUGUGAAGUGGUUUUCUUGGAUCUAUAUGUAUGUUUUGUGCUCUUUGUGUUUUGCCAUCACUGUCAAAUGCUUUGUUAUAAAAAGUAAAAUAAAUCAAACGUGAGUAACAUACACUUCA